UGAACGAGAAAAAAAUGUCAUGACAUACACUCAACUCCCUUAUAAGUCCCCCUCAAUUCCAUGCAACAAACCUCCAUUCUCUCCACAAAUACAAACAACCCAUUUUCCUCCUUCCACCUCUUCCCCAUUGCAUGGUCUCCCUCCUUCCUCACACACCAUCCACACGUGUGUCACCAGUGCUAACCUGAACCAGGGUCUGAGCCAUGGACCCCUCCCAGACACCCCCACAUGGCCUCACCCACGAAGAACUCACCGAGCUUGAUCCCCUCAUUAGGACAUACCACACGUUUGAGAGGCCCCCGCAAACAUGUACAUCGCUGAUCAUGCAGAAGGUGGAUGCUCCGCUUCGCACGGUGUGGCCGCUUGUGCGGAGCUUUGAGAACCCUCAAAGGUACAAGCACUUCAUCAAGAGCUGUUCAAUGAGGGGAGAUGGAGGUGUAGGGAGCAUAAGAGAUGUGACGGUGAUAUCAGGACUUCCGGCGUCGACGAGCACAGAGAGGCUUGAGGUGUUGGAUGAUGAGAAACAUAUACUGAGUUUCAGUGUAGUGGGUGGAGAGCAUAGGCUAAAAAACUAUAGGUCUGUGACAUCACUGAAUGAAUUUAGUAAGGAAGGGAAGGUGUAUACAGUUGUGUUGGAGUCUUAUGUUGUGGAUAUACCUGAUGGAAACACAGGCGAAGAUACCAAGAUGUUUGUGGAUACUGUUGUGAAAUUGAACCUACAAAAGCUGGCGGUUGUGGCAAUGGCUUCUCAACCAGGCGACAUGAUGGGUACACUAGAUGGUGAUGGUUGAGAUUGCAGCGAUGAAGAUGAUGGCGGUGAUGGGUUAGUUUUGCUUUUUCAAAUUUUAAUUUUAUAUAGGUUUGUGAUUUAAGGAUGAAAAAAGGAGUGGUUUGUGGAAGUUGGGGUGGUUUAAUAUUUUAGUUUUAGUGAGUGGGUUUAUUGUAAUUCUAUAGAUGAUCAAAAUCACAAUUGGGACUC
Messenger RNA from Magnolia sinica, 979 nucleotides. Its product is annotated as abscisic acid receptor PYL2. Gene Ontology annotation, cellular component: cytoplasm; nucleus. Gene Ontology annotation, molecular function: abscisic acid binding; protein phosphatase inhibitor activity; signaling receptor activity. Bases 204 to 791 code for a protein of 195 amino acids. The transcript has a single exon. The record is from RefSeq and is a predicted model, not a curated record. Gene Ontology annotation, biological process: abscisic acid-activated signaling pathway. NCBI's taxonomy places the organism in Eukaryota, Viridiplantae, Streptophyta, Magnoliopsida, Magnoliales, Magnoliaceae.